Molecule: messenger RNA, 582 nt
Organism: Eremothecium cymbalariae DBVPG#7215
Lineage: Eukaryota; Fungi; Ascomycota; Saccharomycetes; Saccharomycetales; Saccharomycetaceae
Gene: SYF2
Product: Syf2p
Exons: 1
Coding region: 1-582 (193 amino acids)
Source: RefSeq, a predicted model, not a curated record
AUGGAUAUUGAUGAUAUAAGUAGUCGCUUGAGGCGGUUAAAGAGCAAAAGGGUUGAUAUUUCAAUUAAAAAUCGUAAAGAAAUAGUUAGUGAGGAGGUUUUACAGGUAGGCAGAAGCAAGCCAGAGGUAUAUAGCAUAAAUGAUGAAGGUGCGGCGGUCAAUGAAGUACAAUCAACUUCCAAUACCGAAAGAAGAAAACUUUUAAACUAUAGUUUAAUAGACUAUGAGAAAUGGGAUGAAAAGGAAAAACAGGCUAACUUUGAUGGUACAUAUUCAGGAGACAUAGCAUAUAGUACAUACAAAAACGAAAUCAAGCAACUAAGGAAAGGAGGGUUAACAAAGGGCAAAAUUACAAAGGGAAGAAUUAGUGAGUCUGGAAAAGUAGCCAUCGAGGAUGAAAAAGAAUUGGUUAACAAGCUAGCCCAAACUCUUGAAAAAACGUCACGAGAGAGAUUUCUACGUGAAAAGAAAAGGCUUGACGGACACAAAGCGAAUACGUCAGAAUUAGGAAACUUUGUGAAUGAAAAGAAUCGACACUUUAAUGAAAAACUAUCCCGACAAUUUAAAGAACUGGGUCCCUAA